GGCUUCAAUGAUCGAGGGGCAGAAAGUAGCAAUGCUUUGGGCAGUCGCACUUUUCCUCAUCACAGCUUUCAUUCUCAAGCAAUGGCUCUCCAGCAAAUCUCUCAAUCUUCCGCCAGGCCCAAGAGGAUUGCCACUCAUCGGCCACUUCCAUCUCCUGGGCAGGCUCCCACACAUCUCACUCCAGCAGCUCUCCAAAAAAUUUGGCCCGCUCUUCCACUUACGCCUGGGAUCCGUCCCUGUGUUCGUGGUCGCCAGUCCAGCAAUGGCCAAGGAGUUUCUCAAGAACAACGACACGGAAUUCGCGUAUAGGCCUCGAAACAAUGUGGCCUCCAUUGUCAUGAAUUGCAGGAGCAUGUCUUUCUCGCCGUAUGGAGACUACUGGAAGAAGCUGAGGAAGCUCUGCGCCACGGAGCUCUUCACGGCUAAGAGGGUGAGCAUGAACACGCACAUCAUCCGGGACGAGCUGUGGGAGGUCAGUCGCGAGUUCUUGAGAGCUUCCAAGGCUGGCCACGUUGUGGGAGUGAGAUCACAUUUGAGGGCGCUCAGCUUCAACGUUAUGACUCGCAUCCUGAUGAAGAAGAUUUACUUUGGAUCCAAGGCCUCUAGCGAUCCCGCCAUUGCGAAGGAGGCCUCCAAUUUCAUAGCGAUGAUUGAUGAGAACCUCAAGGUGGCAGCAGCAUUCUCGAUCACUGACUAUUUCCCCUACUUGAGCUGGCUCGACUUGGUCGCCCGCCGUGCUAAGAUGGCCGGGGAUAAGAUGAAUGGCUUCUUGCAAAAGGUUUUGGAAGAGCAACGCCAGGGCGAGGUUCCCGAUUUCGUGGAGAUCACAAGGAAUCACAUUGGAAACGAUGUGGUCAAUCUCAGAGCUCUGCUCAUGGAUCUAUUGCUUGGUGGAUCUGAAACAUCAUCCACAGUGACCGAAUGGGCUCUAGCGGAACUUCUUCAUCAUCCAGAUUGGAUGGUCAAAGCCCAGCAAGAGAUCGAGAGCGUUGCUGGACACACACGCAUGGUCGAAGAGGGAGACAUAUCCAAGCUCGAGGUUUUGAAUGCCAUCAUCAAAGAAACGUUUCGUCUCCACCCUCCCGUUGCUUUGCUCGUACCACACGCAUCCAUUGAGGCCCAGAAAGUUGCCGGCUAUGACAUCCCCAAGAACGCAACGCUGCUUGUGAACGUCUAUGCAAUUGGAAGAGACCCUCAAGUCUGGAGUGAUCCUCUGGAGUUCCAACCUCAGAGAUUCAUUGGCAGCAACAUCGGUGUUAACGGCCAAGACUUUGAGCUACUUCCAUUCGGAUCUGGAAAGCGGUCUUGCCCAGGGCUUUCUCUGGGUCUUAGGAACGUCCAGCUUGUUCUUUCCAAUCUUCUUCAUGGAUUCGAGUGGGAGUUUCCUGGCAGUCCGAAAGAUCAACCCAUGGGUGAAGCUAUGGGUAUCGUAAACUUCAUGGCACACACUCUCAAAGCCAGGAUCACUCCCAGGCUCCACGAAAGUGCAUACAUCACUCUCCAGUCGACUGAAUAGAAAAUAUUUCGUUAUACAUUAAUGCGAUGAUGUUAGCAAUUUGAUCAUGUAAUAGUGAAUGUCUUUAAAACAUGGCACCUGUCUUUUGGUA
Molecule: messenger RNA, 1607 nt
Organism: Selaginella moellendorffii
Lineage: Eukaryota; Viridiplantae; Streptophyta; Lycopodiopsida; Selaginellales; Selaginellaceae
Product: flavonoid 3'-monooxygenase
Exons: 2
Coding region: 8-1516 (502 amino acids)
Molecular function (GO): heme binding; monooxygenase activity; iron ion binding
Source: RefSeq, a predicted model, not a curated record